Molecule: messenger RNA, 898 nt
Organism: Caenorhabditis angaria
Lineage: Eukaryota; Metazoa; Nematoda; Chromadorea; Rhabditida; Rhabditidae
Source: the annotation of a GenBank genome assembly
AUGAAAGUCCUUGUAAUUCUAUUCAUUGUUGUUGCGCUGUCCAAACAGCAAAGUCAAUGUGAUAGUUCGGAUGUUAGUUCGGAUCGGAGUUCCGAUUCAAGAGAUUCGCAUGAACAUCAUCAUCAUCAUCAAAAUCGACCAAAAAGUUCACCUCCAAAAUGUCCGACUGGUUGGCUAAUGUUUGAAAGAAUAUCCGGAAAGUGGUGUGUUCAAGUUUUCGAAGGGAUUUUCAAUAGAAACGAAGCACAAGCAAAAUGUCAAAGAAUUGGAGCAACUUUGAGUGGAAUGGAAAAUGCACACGAGAAACAUUUAAUACAUAGUAAGAUGCUUGAAACAGAAAAAAGUUAUAACUGAAAAAGUUAUUUUCAGAAAAAGGAAUGGAAAUUCUCAAGAAACAAAAUAUAGCGUAUAGUGCAAUGUGGCUUGGUUUGAUAAGAAAAAAGGAUUGCCGUGGUGAAGCUAAUCGAAACAAAGAAGCUUGUCAAAGAUCACGUGCUUAUUAUUGGAAUGAUGGAUCAACACAUAGUACAGAUAUGAUUAUUUGGAAUCGGUGGUAUUCGGACAAUCGAGGGUAUGUUUUCAGGAGGGAAACAUGGUUGGAAUAAGAUUUUCGAGAAUUCCGAAAUUCUGACGUUUUUCAGAAAAAUCAAAAAUUUUGAAAAUAAAAUCUGAAGUGAAAAUGGGAAUUAUGGCAUUCCGAGAAGGACGUCAAUGUUAAUUUUCUUACAGUGUUGAUCAAGACUGUGCCUACAUGCUUGUUUCGGCUUCCGGAAAACCACAUCCAAAUGGAGCUCAUCCUGGCAAUUUCCAUGAUAUUCCAUGUGAUUCGUCGAAAACUCAAAACAACAACUUUUUCGAAUAUACUCGAGCUUAUGCUUGUGGAAUGAAACCGAGAUAA